Closterium sp. Yama58-4 is the source of this 1830-nucleotide messenger RNA. The record is from the annotation of a GenBank genome assembly. NCBI's taxonomy places the organism in Eukaryota, Viridiplantae, Streptophyta, Zygnematophyceae, Desmidiales, Closteriaceae.
AUGCAGGCGGACGGCGUGGCUCCAGAUAUCGUCUCGUACAACACGCUGCUCACCGCGCUCAAGAACGGCCAGCAGUUCCGCCACGCACUCUCGCUCUUCUCGCGCCUGCGCGCCGGCAGCUUCCCCGGCGCGCGCCCCGACCAGAUCUCCCACAACAUCGCGCUCUGCUGCCACGCGCGCCUGGGGGAGUUUGACGCGGUGCUGGGGAUGUUUGAGCGGAUGAAGAGCGGUGCGAGGAGCGGCGCGGCGUGGCGGCCAAAUCUGGUGACGUAUAACGUGGUGUUGCAUGCACUGGCGGCGAGUGGGAGGUACAGAGAUGCGCAGGCGCUGUUUGAUAGUAUGCUGGCGGAGAGUGGGGCGGGGGGAAGCGGGGCGGUGGGGGAAAGCGGGGCGGCGGGGGGAGGCGGAGCGGGGGGGGAGGGUGGCGCCGGGGGGGGGAAGAAAGGAGGCGCAGGGGGAAGGGGACGCGCAGGGGGGGCGGGAGGGGGAGGCGCGGCGACGGGAAUCCGGCCGAACCGCGUAACAUACAACACGCUCCUGGACGCAUACGCAGCGUGGGGCAUGCACAUGGAAGCGCGCGCUGUCUUCGACUCCAUGCGCAAAGCAGGCAUAGAGCCCGACGUGGUCUCGUACUCGUCCCUCAUCAAUGCGUACAGCAAGGCGGGGCGCCCGGAUGACGGCGCAGCGGUGCUCGCGCUGAUGAGAAGGCGGUUCUGCUCGCCCAAUGUGGUCACGUUUAAUGCAUUGAUUGACGCAUUUGGGAGGGUGGGGAGGUUGGAUGAGGCGCUCGCGGUGAAGGCUGAGAUGGAGGCUGCGGGGCUGGGCGUGGCGGGGAGAGUGGGUGGGGGAGUGGGUGUGGGGGUGGGGACGGGGGCAGGAACGGGGAACGGGGGAUCAGGUGUGGGGAGGUUGGAUGAGGCUCUGGCGGUUAAGGCUGAGAUGGAGGCUGUGGGGCUGGGCGUGGCGGGGAGAGUGGGCGGGGGAGUGGGGAUUGGGAACGGGGGUGCAGGAAUGGGGAAUGGGGGAGUUGGCGUGGGCGGGGGGGUGAAGGGAGGGGUGAAUGGGGGAGUGAAUGGAGGGGCUGGGAUGGCGUGCGGCCGCGCCAACCGCCCGGAACAGGCCGCACUCCUAGCAGCUGAAGCCGAAGCAGCAGGGGUGCAGCUCAACACGACGACGUACAACGCGCUUCUGUGGGUGGCAGCGCGAGCGGGGGACGGCGCGCAGGUGGCGCGGGUUGCGGAGCGGAUGGUGGAGAAAGGGGUGGAGUGGGACGAGAUUACUUUCAAUGUGUUGGUGGACUAUGCGGGCAAGGAGGGGCGGGUGGCGGACGCGGAGGGGCUGUUUGAGGAGAUGCAGAGAAGGGGCAUGAGCGCCACGGUGGAGGCUGCUUCGUCGCUCAUGGAUGCUUAUGCCAAGGCGGGCAUGCUAGCAGAGGCGUACGCGCUAUUGGAGCGCAUGGCAGCGCUGGGAUGUACGCCCAACGUGGUCACCUUCACAUGCCUCAUCGAGGCUGCUGGCAGGGCAGGAGCGCCGGACGACGCAGAAGCAAUGUUUGAGCGCAUGAGAGCAGCAGGGGUGGCCCCAGACGCAGUGGCAGUGGCGGCGCUGCUGCGCGCACUCAACCUGUGCGAGCGGCACGCGCGGUGCUUGCAGGUUGCUCGCAUGGUCAUGGCUGAGGCACAGGAAACGCAGCAGCAGCAGCAGCAGGGGGAGGAGGAGGAGGAGGAGGUGGGGGGAGAGGCGGAAGGGCGAGGGGGAGUGGCACUGUUGGGCAUGGACGUGUUUACUGAAGUGGUGUAUAACGAGAUGCUCGUUGCAUGUAACAGGUAA